UCCUUGACUGUAGAGCUCAGUGUUCUGGCAGCGCAGAGAGGACGCCUUCUUUCAAAUGCGGUGUACAUAAAUUGAAGAUAAACUUUGAGAUUUAUCAGAAGGACCAUGAGCCGUGGAUCGAAAUCUAAAACGGAUGGCGCCCGGAGCUCUCUGCUGAGCCCGCAGGAGAAUGAGAAGUUGGAGGAGCUGCUGGGCAGAAGGUGUGCUUCCGUAGCCACUGCAGUAGCCCAGCUGUUCAUGGCUCUGCCUCACAGCCCGUCCAUGUGGAGCCUGCAGCACAGUGGAGUGGUGUGCUUUGUCAAAGACAACCCUCAGCGCUCAUACUUCAUUCGAAUGUAUGAUUUGAAGACAGGGAGGCAGGUGUGGGAGCAGGAGCUCUACAACCAGAUUGUUUACUCCUCGCCACUGCCGUACUUUCACACCUUCACUGCGGAUGACUGUCAGGUCGGACUGAACUUCUCUGCACAACAGGAAGCAGAAAACUUUCAAAAUGCUGUCGAGGAUAAGAUCAACCAGAGGAACACCCGUCAAGAUAAGAAACAGCGCCCCCCGCCGCCUAGUGAUAGAAGUUCCUUGCCUCGAGUCCCACCUGAAAAAGCGUCAUCUGGCAGCCCUGGUUCUUUUCACAUGGCCACAGUGGACAUCCAGAACCCAGACAUCCAUACUUCACGCUACCGCUCGAUGCCUUCACCUGUUACUCCCUCAGCUCUGUCAAGCAAAGGAAAGAAGGAUAAGAAGAAAGGGAAAAAGGCGCCCAAACUCUCUAAAGCAGAUAUAGGAGCACCCAGUGGGUUUAAGCAUGUUUCUCACGUCGGCUGGGAUCCCAACAACAUUGACCCUGAUCUGAUGAAUCUGCUCUCCCAGGCUGGGAUCGGUGAAGAUGAGCUGAAGGAUGAAAAGACCUCCCAGCUCAUCUAUAACGUCAUCGAGCAGUCUGGAGGCAUGGAGGCUGUCAAGAGGGAAGUGAACAGAGCUGGUGGUGCUCCACCACCUCCACCUGGCAGACAAGGGCCUCUGCCUCCUGUGCCGGGCUCCGCUCCAACCCCCCCACCUUCACGAGGCCGCGCUGGCCCCCUGCCUCCUCUCCCGGGCCAGUCACCGCGAGGAGCCACGCCCCCUCAGCCACCUCCUGCACGUGAAAGCCUGCCACCUCCACCUCCUUCAUCAAACAGAGUCGGUCCACCACCACCGCCACCAGCACAUGCAAUGGCACCGCCACCUUCAAGGUCCUCUCAUAUGUCCUCCCACAACCCGCCUCCUCCCCCACCGCCAUCCAGUUCACAGCGCUCCAUGGGUUUCCCACCUCCUGUCCCAUCUACACCCAGCAGAGGAGUUGGUGGUGGAGGACCUCCACCUCCUCCUCCUCCUCCUCCUCCUCCACCCCCUCCACCUUCAUCAAAUUUCCCACCUCCUCCUCCUCCUAUUUCUGGUGGUGCUCUACCACCACCUCUCCCUGCAUCUGGAGGAGGAGGAGGAGGAGGAGGAGGUGGAGGUGGAGGCGGAGGAGAAAGCAGAGGAGCGCUGCUGGAUCAGAUCCGACUGGGAAUGAAGCUCAGAAAUGUGGUAGACAGUCCUGAUGCAGCUCCACCAGCACCAUCAGAUUCAGGCGAGGGCAUCGUCGGUGCUCUCAUGAUGGUCAUGCAGAAGAGGAGCAAAGUCAUCCAUUCUUCUGAUGAAAGUGAAGACGAAGGCGGAGAUGAAGAUGAUGAUGACGAUGAAUGGGAUGACUGAUAUUGAAGUUCUUGUUUUUGUAGAUUAUAUAAACCUCUGCAUUGUAAUACGGGUACGUGUUUGACUUCAGGUUUAAUACUUGAUAAUAAAACUGGAAUAUGAUUUACUGUGAGGUGAUUACAUGAACGAAGGACUUGAAAGUGAAAGAAAACAAGUUUAAGAGAAUUCUGAAAUGUUUUAUAUAUUUGUUUGAACAUUUCCAGUGUAGGUUCAUCAGCAUGACAGCACUGUGUUACUCACAAUGACGGUGAAUGGUGGCUCUGACUGGAAAAUAAAUCUUGUUUGUUACGCUUCCACAAAAAAAAGAGCCAUUUUUAAAAAACUGUAAAUACAGCAUAUGACAAAACACCAACGAUCAAUACUAAAUCUGAGCCAGUUCCAUUCCCAUUUUUAUAAUAACAUACUGUACAUAAAAAAGAAAUUAUGUUCCUGUUUCAUUUUCUCAUACAUCUGUGCAAAGAACCCAAAUUUCCCUCGAAUACCACCACCGGCAAAGUGCAUAACUGGAAGAACACUGUAUGCUAUGCAUAUCUUCAACACUCACAUACUGCAGGUCACUAGAGCACAGGACAGUACGGGAGUCAUUAUAUGACAACAUCCAAUGGAAUUAGCUUAACAGAAUACAUUACACCAUACAAACAUCAUUACACACCACGGAAAAUGUACAACUUGCAACAAAUAACCACAGAUAUGCAUGCAACAUAUGCACUUAUAUCAUCAUAUUAUCUUCAUACAAUACAAGAGUAAUCCAAUGACCAUAUAUAUUAUAUUCACAAUCAAUAUAUUACAUUUCUGUUUCAAGGUACUUGACAGUACCAUACCUGUGGUUUUGCCUGUUGAAGCCUGUUAUUAACUACAUGCUGUAUAUACUUUACAUCACAUUGGUGUUGUUGGUGCAUUCAAGGACAAUCCAAAAUUUAGGAGCCGGCUGCCGAAAAAACUUGGAAAAUCAACCCUAAAAGACAUUUUUUUAAAAAGGAAAUGGGUGUUUUGAAAAGGUUUUUUUUGUUCUGUUUUUUAGUUUCAAGCAAUAAAAAAACGAUUUUCCACAGUGAUUCUCAAGUCACAGAUCCUGAGGUUUCCCACAAGCACCUGAACACACCAACAGGAAGAAGUUUUAAAACAAUCCCUAUCAUAGGUGAACAAGUACUCAAGUCUGCAAGCUGAUUUAAAAGGUAAAAUGUGUAACUUUUCCAU
Molecule: messenger RNA, 2928 nt
Organism: Centropristis striata (black sea bass)
Lineage: Eukaryota; Metazoa; Chordata; Actinopteri; Perciformes; Serranidae
Product: actin nucleation-promoting factor WAS-like
Exons: 11
Coding region: 106-1731 (541 amino acids)
Biological process (GO): actin filament organization
Molecular function (GO): actin binding
Source: RefSeq, a predicted model, not a curated record